Pelmatolapia mariae (spotted tilapia) is the source of this 3579-nucleotide messenger RNA. RefSeq names its product GTPase IMAP family member 8-like. The transcript has 2 exons. NCBI's taxonomy places the organism in Eukaryota, Metazoa, Chordata, Actinopteri, Cichliformes, Cichlidae. Gene Ontology annotation, molecular function: GTP binding. The record is from RefSeq and is a predicted model, not a curated record. Bases 1 to 3279 code for a protein of 1092 amino acids.
AUGAGGAUCAUGCUGGUUGGAAAGAGCGAAGACAAAAAAAGACUGCUGGGAAACAUUAUCACUGGAAAAAAAGAGUUUGGCAUUAAAAGUAGUCUAACUAAAGACUUUCUGGCAGCCAGUGGUGAAUGGAACAGAAACUCAAUAACAGUAGUGAAUUGUCCAGACUUGUUCAGUCUAUCUGUGGAAUCUGUGAGACGAGCGCUGAAGAAGUACAUGAGUCUUUGUCCUCCUGGACCAAAUGUCCUGCUGUUAGUGAAACCUUCGGACUUCUCUGAAGAGAACAGAAAAACUCUCAAGUUCAUCCUGAGUUUGUUUGGUCAAGACGCCUUUAAACAUUCAAUGGUUGUCAUGGCGCAUAAUGAAAACGAGAAUAACACAGUGCAAAGACUAAUCCGAGAUUGCAAAGAAAGGGUGCACAGAUUUGGUAUUGAUAAAAAAGAUUUAAAAAAAGACAGAGAAGAACUGAUGGAGAAAAUUGAAAAAAUCCUGAGUGAGAAUAGAGAAGGAUAUUUAACUUUAAAUGAAGAGGCAGAACUUCUGAACCUGGUGUUGUGUGGUACAAAAGGAGUUCAGAAGACCUCAGUAAUCAAUGCUAUUCUGGGACAAAGAAAGUUUGAUCCACCUGCCAACACAUCAGAAUGUGUUAAACAUCAGAGAGAGGUGUGUGGACGUUUGGUUUCCCUGGUAGAUCUGCCUGCCUUGUAUGGAAAACCUCAGAAGGAAGUGAUGGAAAAAUCACUUAGAUGUAUCUCCCUCUGUGAUCCUGAGGGUGUCCAUGCCUUCAUCUUGAUCCUACCCAUGGGUCCCCUCAGUGAUGAAGAUAAGGGAGAGUUAGAGACCAUACAGAAGACAUUCAGCUCUAAAGUUGAUGACUUCACCAUGAUUCUGUUCACUGUGGACUCAGAUCCUACAGCUCCAGCUGUUGUGAAGUUUCUAAUGGAAGACAAGCAAAUCCAUGAUCUCUGUGAGAGCUGUGGAGGAAGAUUUGUUGUUCUCAACAUGAAGGACAAGAAAAAUGUUUUAAGCAGUGUAGAAAAAAUUACUCAGAAAAAAGGCAAAUUGUGCAGCUACACAACUGAAACAUUUACAUAUGCACAAAUAGAAAAGAUCAUAGAAAAAGAGAAACAGAUCGCUGAUUUGGAGCGUGAACUUAACGACCUGAAAACAAAGACUACAGUAAGCUAUGAUGAAGAGAUUAAGAGUCCAGACUGUCUCAGGAUUGUGCUGAUUGGAAAGACUGGCUGUGGAAAGAGCACUUCAGGAAACACCAUUCUCGGAAGAAAAGAGUUUACAUCAGAAACAUGUUCAACCUCAGUCACAAAAUUUUGUCAGAAAGCACACAGUGAAAUAGAUGGUCGUCCUGUUGUUGUGGUCGACACUCCUGGAUUGUUUGACAGCAGUUUGACCUAUGAAGAGGUUAAUGACGAGAUCACAAAAUGUAUCAGUCUUUUGGCUCCAGGACCACAUGUCUUCCUACUGGUUAUACAGAUUGGCAGAUUCACACCAGAAGAGAAGGCAACACUGGAACUCAUCAAAAAGGUAUUUGGAAAAAAUUCUGAGAAGUUCACCAUUGUUCUUUUCACAAGAGGAGAUUCACUGGAACACGAGGAACUGACAAUAGAAGAUUACACACAAAAAAAAUGUGAUCAUUCCUUGAAGAAGCUGAUCUCUGACUGUGGAGGAAGAUACCAUGUGUUCAAUAAUUAUAAUAAGCAAAGUCACUCACAAGUGAAUGAGCUGAUCACAAAAAUUGACAACAUGGUGAAGAAAAAUGGAGGUAGCUGCUUCACCAAUGCGAUGCUGCAAGACGCUGAAGCAGCAAUAAAGAAGGAGAUGCAGAGGAUUCUCAAGGAUAAGGAAGAAGAGAUGAAGAGACAGCAGGAAAAGCUUCAAAGUACAUAUGAGGAAAGAAUCCAGUCCAUGAAAAAAAGAAUGGAAGAACAGAAAGCAGAAAUUGAUCAGGAAAUAAAGCUGAGAGACGAACAACUCAAAAAACUGCAGGACAGCAUCCGCAUUCAGUCUGAAGAGAGGAAGAAAGAACAAGAAAUUAGAGACGAAGAAGACAGGAAGAAAACAGAAAAGGAACAACUUCAAAGACAGGAGUGGCAACAAAAAAUGCAAGAACUGGAAAAAAGACUAAAAUCAGAGUCAGAAUCUAGGGAAACAAUUUAUAGAGAUCGUGAAGUGUACAGAGAAAAAAUAAGAGUGCAACAAGAAACUUGGGAGAAGGAAAGAAAAGAACUGAAAGAAAAACGUAAACAAGAAGAUGAACAGAAAGAAAAGAAAAUCAGCGAGCUCCAACAAAAUUACAAACAAGAAAAAGAAAAAAUUGAACUAGAAAGAAAGGAAAAAGAAGAUAAAAUGAAAAGAGAACAGGAAGGGAAGCUUAAAGACUUGGAGGAGAACUAUCAGAAACAAAUUGAGAACAUGCAGGAGAAGUUUAAAGAAGAGGCCAGAAAAAAAGCUGAAGAAUUCAAUGAUUUCAAAGAAAAACAGGAGAAUGACUUUGCAGCACUGAUUUUAAAACACAUUGAAGAGGUGAAGAGUCUGAAGGAGCAAUAUGAGACUGACAUGCUGGAAAAGAAGAAGGAAUAUGGAAGAUUAAAGAAUCUGUCAGAACACAAAGAAAAUAGUCUAAAGGAAGAGAUGGAUGACCUGCUGGGUAAACAUAAAGGGGAAAUGGCUGAGUUAAUAGUGAUACUCCUGACUCAAAAGAAAGAAAACAAGGAAAAACUAAAAAAACUACAGAAAUCGUAUAGAACAGAGGUGGAAAAGUAUGAAAAAAAACUUUCAAAAGAGAACCAAGAAGAAGAGAAGGAAAAAAUUGGUAAACUACAGAAGAAACAAAAAGAGGAAAUCAAACAUUUGAAAGCAAACCUAGGAACUAAAAACAAAGAGGAACAGAAAACACAAAGAAACAGGCUGUCCAUCAAACAUGAACAAGAAAUGUCAGAUAUGAAACAAAAACUCUUAGACCAACAACAACAAAGAAAGAAGGAAGAAUUCUAUAACUUACAAAAAGAACAUGACAAAAAACUGAAGGAAUUUAAACAAGAGCUUCUAGCUGAAAGUGAAACAAAUCAGAGAGAAAAAAUGGAUGCACUAUACACCAAACACGAAAAGGAAAUGGAUGAAUUGAGAAAGGAAUGUGGGAUGCAAGAUGAAGACAGUAUCAGAGAAGAAAUGGAUGAAAUGCAGAAAAAACAUUAUAAAGAGAUGAGUGAGUUGAAAGAAAAACUUUGGACUUCAGAGGAGAAACAGUCCUGCUUCGUCUCAUAAAUAAAACUGCUAAGUCAAAAAAGAGAGCUAUUUUAAGCCUGGAAGAAUGCAACACAUAACAAAACUUAAACCCAUGAAUUGUUUUCUUUGUCUUUUUUACAAUCUCUUGUAACAUCAGGUAAUAUCACUGUCAUAGAUACAACUUGGCCAACUUUCAAUCUGUCCUAAAGAGGGAAGAUAAGUUUAGACAAGUCCUAAUUUGAAAUUAAAUAAUUUCACUAAAUUACAUGGUCUGUUGGUACAAUUAACUGCACAGAGUCAUAUUAUUUUAUUUUAAUAAUAUUUUAUUUAAAAUGUUCA